Messenger RNA from Spirodela intermedia, 1293 nucleotides. Lineage: Eukaryota; Viridiplantae; Streptophyta; Magnoliopsida; Alismatales; Araceae. The record is from the annotation of a GenBank genome assembly.
AUGGGGAGGUCUCCCUGCUGUAAGGAGGAAGUGCUGAAGAAGGGGCCAUGGACACCGGAGGAGGACAGGAAGCUGGUCGACUACAUCGAGAGGAACGGCCACGGAAGCUGGAGGGCGCUCCCGAGGCACGCCGGCCUGAACAGGUGCGGUAAGAGCUGCCGGCUCCGGUGGACCAACUACCUCCGCCCCGACAUCAAGCGGGGCAAGUUCUCUGAGGAGGAGGAGCGUCUAAUCAUCCACCUCCACUCCAUCCUCGGUAACAAGUGCGUCUCUUCCUCCUCACACCUCCCUACACACUUCUCCAAUCUGAUUCCCUAACACGGUGCGCCACCAUCUUCCUCCAUCAUCGCUGACACUGCCUGCAGGUGGUCGGCGAUCGCCACAAAGCUCCCCGGAAGGACCGAUAAUGAGAUCAAGAACUACUGGAAUACCCACCUGAGGAAGCAGCUCUUCCGCAUGGGCAUAGAUCCAGUUACCCACCGCCCCCGUGCCGAUCUCGCCCUCCUCGCCAAUUUCCCCGCUUUGCUCGUUACGACAGAUGUGGGCUGCAGUCCGGCGGCUGAGCAAAUCGCUGGACUUCAGCUGGUGCUCCAGGGCAUGGUCCAAGCUCUACUCGCCAGCGCUGUGAGCCCGCCACCUCCGAGCAAUAUCGAUCUGAGGAAUCUUCUCCUCAAGAGGCCCGAGUGUCAGAGCAGCUUGACUUCCGCCGAGCUCCUCAGCUCUGGUCUCUACCUCCCGAAUAUCGUCGCUGCCGAUCCAUCGAUUGCUUCCACCGGUGACAUCCAGACGCAGAGCCCAUACAGCAAUCCGACGGCCACGGCCACCACUUCACUGGCUUCUUCAAACUCGCCGGAGAACGUCACGUCGGAACUCUUGCAGGAUAUGAUCAACCCGGCCGCCGAAGCGGUCGCUAACUCCGCAUCGGCUGGUGCAUUUCAGCCAUGGCGAUAUUUGUCUGAAACAGGCGGUGAUUAUUGCUGGGAGGACAUUCUGGGGUGCGUCUUCUUCUUCGGCACCUCCUCCUACGUCUCUCCCUCUCUCUCUCUCUCCCUCCCCUACACACAUCCCCAUCCUCUUUCUUUCUCUAUUCUUCUUCGUGAUCAUCAUUAUCACAUUUUCUCUCUCCGCCUCAUCUCCUUGCUCAAUUCUGCGUUCUACUGUGUUACAGAAGCAUACCAACGGUUCUGUAGAGCUAGCCGAUCGCAUCAGAUUGGAGGAGGAUCAAUCCCCGAGAAGCAGGACCCAUUCGUUCGCAAGAAGUUGUGCAUCUACCCGCGUAUAUUUUCUGUGUGA